Messenger RNA from Ctenopharyngodon idella (grass carp), 1430 nucleotides. RefSeq names its product otospiralin 2 (gene otos2). The record is from RefSeq and is a predicted model, not a curated record. Lineage: Eukaryota; Metazoa; Chordata; Actinopteri; Cypriniformes; Xenocyprididae. The transcript is spliced from 4 exons. The coding region runs from base 351 to 617 and encodes 88 amino acids. Gene Ontology annotation, biological process: sensory perception of sound.
AUGAAUCUGUGACACAUACAGACAACAUUGCACUCUAAAAAAGAGAGCUGGAAACCCGGAGAAAAGCUUCUCGGUUUAGUCUGAGAAUUUUUGUACCGUAAGGCUGCUACUUUAACAAGGGAUUCUUUCAGCUGUGGAGAAAAGUGUGAGAAUCUCUUGCAAACAAAGAGCUAUAGAGUGAACGAGCAAAGCAAUGAAGGGUAUGACAUAUGAAAGGUCCAUGUGAAAGGUAAACAAGAUGGUUCCAGCCCUGACUUGGACUUCUACUUAAAGGUCUGGGCAUCGUGACACACCACAGUCGGAUCCAGCUGCUGCCGGUGAUCUUAGGCAGACAAACUCAUUAGGUGACCAUGUUUCGUCUGUAUUUCUCACUCUUCCUGUGUGUGGUUUGGCUCGGACUGCUCUGUCUCACAGGGGCAGAGGAAAACCAAGCUGAAUCAAGGGGAAAAAGGAAUGUGCCUAACUGGGCAAUGACAUCUUCAGACUUUUUCGGCUGGAUUGAAGAGCUGCGUUCUCAUGCUGGUUAUGACAAGAUCGAGGAAUUGGCCAGAACUUUCUGGGCUCACUUCCCUUCUGCCAGCCGCCUGGGUUACGACCCUCCCGCUCCAGAAGAAUAACUCCAUCUGAGUCUGAGUCUGUGUUAUUGAGACUAUUUGCCCCUUUUAUUAUGGCACGGCUCUUGGAAAAAGAGACAAACACACUUUAUUAUUCAGCUAGACUUGAUUUGAGCCAGGGCAAGAUACCCUGAGAAAGAGGGUUUUUUUUUUCUUCUUCUUCUUUUUUUGGUUAAAUGUUACAUAAAACCUGUUUUGUAAUAGCAUCCAAAUCAAGUAAAAGUGUUUUGUUCACAAAGUGUUUUUUAUUGCUUGGAAAAAAUAGAUACUUGUCCUGGUUCUUGUGCUCCUAUUAUGCUAUUUUAAAUCCUGAAACAACUAGUACAAGUAAUGGUCCAAAAGGGUUGUCCCUAGUCUCUUAAUGAGUCAUGGGUUUUGGGCGUAACAUGCAAUAAACCAAUCAGUCUAAUCUCUCAUUCCCUUUAAAAGCCAAAAUGGCGGAUUGCUAUUUACAUGGCAGAAUAUAGACACCCUCAACCUGAUGAGUCAGUUUAAAUACAUGUGUGUGUUGCCACAACUGGUCAAAUAAUUAGCCAAUUUCAUUCAUCAUUACUGCAAAUAGGUAAUUCUGAUACAUGCAAUGGCUAUCCAUUAUAACAUGCAGAUGUGUUUGUGUGCUGCUGCGCGUCCCUGUGUGUGUAACAAGCAGAGUGUAUGUGCGUUGUGUACUCGCAUAUAGGUGCAUAUUACUAACACUCUCUUUAAAUAACCAAAAAAUACUGCGUCACUGACUUCAGACCAGGUUUUUGUUGGUCAAUGGCACAGUCGUUUUCAGUUCCUCAAAAUAGCAACACGCCAACAAUGCGCCUGAGCACA